AAAGGCGAAGUGGGCACGGACACACCGACUACCACCAAACAACGCCGUGCCCCGCGGGGAUAUGCGUGCGUGCUCUUCUAUAAUGCUUGAUAGCGGCCCCGCAGUCGGACUCAGUUCGCCAGAACCCGUUGCCGUGAACGGAUGAUAGAAGAGCUGAAGAAGUCAACCAAUAAAAUAGCGGAAGAGCAGAGGUGGUACAGGGAAGACAUCCUUGCUCGCAAGGCGAAACGAAACAAUUCUCGGUCUUCACAACUGCAAACCGGACGAACUGAGGACUUGUGAAUGCUCGAGUGGUGCAUGCAAUUUAUGAACCAAAUUUGUGAACAAAUCUGGGAUUUUAGUGAUUUUUGGAACAAGUGUUUGUUUGGUGAAAAACACGCUGUGAGUUGCAUCAUUUUGUGGUGUUCGAUUCGCUCGUUCUAUUGCAAUUGUAGGGAAAGGAAAGAAGCGCGAGGAAUCGUGAAAGUGAAAACUUGUUGCUAAGGGAAAAAUUGUUGCGUUCGACGUGUGGAAAAGUAGAAAGAUAGCUGAGCGAUUAUCAAUUGGUACGUUUGAGCAGUUAGUGGUGUUGUGCGAGUGAAGUUGCCAAGCGUUAGAGACGAGACCUCGCACCGUGUUUUAUCGCCGCCACUUCUGAUAUCCAGAGGCCUGCGGUGCCAUCUACCUAUAUAGCAGCAGCUACGAGCUAGCUGGGUACUGUUGCUGUUCGGAGAACGAAGAGAUAGUGAAGCACAAGGCAACAGUAGCCAGUUUGGCCGCUGUCGGUCGUCAGGUUUUAUUAUAUUAAAAUAUUGUAAAGUGUGUGGAGCAGGCGAAAAACAACAACACGGUGAGCUGUUGCUUUAUGUACAUACUGAUUCCCAAUUGAGCCGUGAGUUGAGUACGGAAUUGAGCACCGGCGAACCGGAGAGUGGAUGGUGUUGGUUGGUGACAAUCUCGGGAGAAACAUUGGACACCGGCUUCCCGAGCCGUUCGACGAUAGGGCGGCUUAUUAUUCGAGAAGAGGCAAAGAAGACGCAUUAUCUGCGGUGGCGUGAGCAGUAUCGGUCACCUUUCGGAUUUGUGGCAGAUUCAGUUGUUUUGCAAUACGGUUGGCGUUUUGUUUUACAACGACAGUCACUGGGCGCGAGUGGUGGAUAGAAGCGAUACGUUAGUGCAAGCACGACUUGACGAAAACAACAAUUGCAUCCACCUUCAGCGUGUUUGUCGUUCGCGUCCGAUCAGAAGAGCUGUGGUUGCUGUUGAGACGUGGUGGGAGAUCAUCUGCGGGUUUUUGCCGUUUGAGUGAUUUAAGUGCCGUAAAGAGGGAUAAGGAGCAGCCAUUUGUGAAACACAAAAACAACAAUUUUCCGCUCUUUGGCCACCGUAGGUUUUCCUUUGAGUGGUGAGUGAGGUGUAUUGAACCCUGAUCAUUCCCUCAUACGGUUUGAUAAGAGCCUGUGUGAUCGAGCGUAGGACCCUCUGAUGAUCGUGGAUCGCAAGCUAGUGGAUAAAAAGCGGAACUUGCUUUGAUCGGAACAGAGAUUGCCGUAGAUUUUAGGUUUGGAUCUGAACGUGUUGGUGGAACCCGGGGCAGGAGUCUCCAUGUAUUCAAUGGUGGAUUGCUACAACGAAAUGGGUCAAUUGGGACCAGAGUACGGGUCAAAAGCCGCUCUGAUGGAGAACACCGAACUGGACCACGUCACAAAGGUGAUAGCCUAUCACCCGUGCUACUUGGAGCACUAUCUCAACACGCAAAACUUUGUGAUGCACUGCGAUGGACCCCUGCCGUUCCAUUUCCGAUACUACAUUGCCAUUAUGGCUGCUGCCAGACACAAGUGUACCUAUCUGGUUAAUCUGUACGAGAAGGAAUUCCUCCUGCAGGGUGGAGAUCGAAACUGGUUGAAUGGACUUGAUUGCAUCCCCGCCAAAUUACGUGCCAUAAGUGACAUCAAUAAGAUUCUAGCCCACAGGCCAUGGCUUCUGAACAAGGAGCACAUAGAGCGUUUGACCAAAGGUCAAAACAGUUGGUCGCUUUCCGAGGUGAUGCAUGCGAUCGUCCUGCUGGCCCACUUUCAUUCCCUGUCGUCUUUCGUAUUCUCCUGCGGUCUAACUCAGGAAUUAAACGCAUCUAGUCAACGGAUCGAAAACAACAAUGUUACACCCCAAAAGACUGAAACCAAUCAUAAACAUCAUAAUCAUAAUCUCCACAUUCAUCAGAACGGACAGGAAGGUAAUUAUGCUCUUUAUCGAAUCGCUUUGCCCAUUGGUGGAAAUAAUGUUCAACGUAGAUGCUUUAUAUCUGCAGCAAUGAAACCGCCACAAUCCGAGGUCACCGUGGACGCGUUGAUGCAGCGUAUGAAGAAACUGUCGGAAAACAACACGGAGUGCACCGAGACGGAGCUGAGCAAUCGGUUCAAGAACGUCGAACUUCAAGCCGCCGAACUGCCGGCGGUGGUUCCACGGGACCCAACGACGGAACCGCCCCAACAGAUUGGACGCUACGUGGAUGACUCGAACUUCACAUAUCAGGACUUUGCCCGGCGCGGUGCGGAGAACAUCCCGCAGACCUUCCGGAUACAGGACUACUCGUGGGAUGACCACGGGUUUUCGCUUCUUAAUAGUCUUUACAACGACGUCGGUGUCUACCUGGACGACAAAUUUCGACUUGCAUACAACCUCACAUACUACACCAUCGCCGGGCGGACCAACGUGGACACGUCCAAGUUUCGCCGCGCCAUCUGGAACUACAUCCAGUGCAUGUAUGGCAUCCGGUACGACGACUACGACUAUGGCGAAGUGAAUCAGCUGCUGGAUCGUGCGCUAAAAAUGUUCAUCAAAACGGCUUGCUGCUUCCCGGAGCGGAUCACCAAAACCGACUACGACAGCGUGCUGGUUGAGCUGCAACACAGUGAGAAGGUUCACGUGAAUCUGAUGAUCAUGGAGGCACGCAACCAGGCGGAGCUGCUUUACGCACUACGUGAAAUUACGCGCUACAUGACAUGAUGCGGAGAACAGGAACGUGGUCAGGGCUGAACGCCCGACCGAGGCGAGAUUGUUGUUUGUAAUAUGCAGUUUUUGUAAGUCAUUUAAUUUGAUAUAUGAUUAUUUUAUAAAUUGUUGUUACGUAACAGUAAAUUAAGAAACAGAAUUUAUACAACACAAAAAUCGUAAACAAAGCUAAGCGUCGUUCAGAGGUCCCAACAAAUGGUAGAAGAUAUUGUGCCACGCUUAGGUGGGAUUAAUAAGAGUGAGUGAGCUGAAAGGAGAGCAAGUAAUAAGAGAGAAGGAAUAUUCAUCUGGUGAUAUAAUUGUAGAGAUAAAAAAAAGUAAAGAAGGAAGUAACGUGUCUAACAAGGCUCCGUCGACGAUUUUGAAUGGACAAAGCUUCAGGGCAUUGAAGUAAUUUUAAAACGUCCCUAUUUAGGAUGAGCUAUAACAUUAGUUGUUUGUUUUAAUUUGUAGCUAGGAACAACAAAUGAUACAAUACAUAAAUUGAUACAACAGCGAGAAACAAUGGUCGCACAAAUAGACAUUUCGCUGCAUUCACAGCAAAAAAAAACGGUCAACGAACAGUGCUUUGGCCGAACGGUUAUUAGGAUGGAAGAAGAACGGCUUGUUCGAUGGUGUUCCACGUUCCGAUUUAAUUGAUCUCAGCUCAGGUACGAAGUCAAAAUUGCCAGUGAUUUAGCGAUACCCUCUUACAAUGUUGUGUAUAUUUAUUUUAAACUAUGGCGUGAACGUUCUCUGAAUACCACCGGAUAAUGCUGUGCAAAACCUAUAUUGUUCCGAGAAUAUGAGUCAUUGAAUGCCAAAUUGUGACGAAGUGAAAAUUUUGGUAAAUAUCUACAAAUUUCGUCCGAAAUGAAGCUUUUAACGACACCAAUAGAGAAUUUUAACUCGUUCGAAAAUAUUAAUUUCUUAUGUGAAAACGUGUUCGAAAAUUGUCUUUUUAUUUGCCUUUAAACGAAUUAGUACUAUGCCAAUUAACUCGUCUUUCAACAAGUGAAAACAUUCCAGAUCUAAAUAAUUUUCUAUGAACGAACGUGAAAUUAUCAAACCCCAACCUUGUGUGAAUGCUUAGACACAUUGACGAUCCAGGUGAUACUUGUACCUCUUGAUCUCUGUCGUCCCUCCUUCACUUAUAAAUAUUGAUGUUUCGCGGAAAAGCCCAGUUUUACUUUACCAGGUUUCAAUUGAUUCUUUCAAACUCCUGAAAUCUUUCCAAAUAAAUGCUCCACUACAAUCUGACCUAUUUUAUUUGCUUAACAACCUUCACUUCCUAGUAAGUAUUUCGAUUCAUUUAAUAUUCCAAUUUCUCAAAAACAGAAAAAAUAAUAAUUAAGUAUUUUUACUCCAAAUUAAUCCUUAGAUCUAAUAAAAAAAUUGGAGACUUCAAGAGAUUUCUAUUGUUUUGAAGACUUUCCUAUAGAUUCAAACAUCUAUUCAGGAGAUCUCAGGUCGCUUGAUUCAUAAGCGAACACGUUGUAGUGCGGAGACAAUUAUUCUUGAGACAAAAAACUCAGAGCUUGUCUUGGAUGGACUAGGAGAUCUAAGCCCAUUCAUGAAAAUUCCAAACGGUCGUCAAACAAUUUUCUGGAUUUAAUGGAAUUUUUUUUGAGAUUUGCCUAAAGAUUUUCACUCAAAAAUAUUUUCUGAUGCUCCUACGAAAAUCCAUCGAAUGUAUCUUAGAUGUUUUGCGGAUUCGUCUCUUCAUAGCACCUAGCUUACUUAAAUAUUAAAAGUCUUGUGCACAUCAGAUGGUGCAAAGGGCCGACUUGGAAGCUGUCUCACAGCAUCUUGCAGUUUCUCUCUACCUUUAUGCCUAACGACCUUAUUUCUAACGUCCUUAUGCCUAACGUCGCGCACACCAUGUUUCACUUGAAGUUGGUUAUGUUGGCGUCCAUUCAGCCAACAUAUUGGAAGCUGUAGUCCGAGCAAGUUUGAGCUACUCGAGGUAGCUCGGCAUUUUUACUGUUGUCAAAUGAAUCGAAAUUAUCACAACAGAAGCCGCAACUCCGCAAAGGAAGUAAAGCUAGUUUUCUUUUGCAUUGAUCCCAAGAACCUUGUGCUUGGUGAGCGUCCAUUGAGAACCUAACUCUAAGUAGCUAGACAGUUCUUUGUUGUCGGAAAUUCUAGAGUAAAGAGGCCCACCCAUGGGAAAACUGUCAAACGCAGCGCUAACGUCUCCUAUUCAAAUUUUCCAUGGAGAAUUGAGUGUAAUUUCCAUGCUAAAUUGUAUCAUGAGAAACUGUUAGGAAACUUCCAUAUGGAAUUUCCAGAGAAAAUUCCUGAGAAAUUUCUUAAGAAACUUUCAGAGGAGUCAGAGAAGAGCUUCCAAAGGAAUUUCUGGAUGAACUUAUGGAGAUAUGCUUGAAGGAACUUGGAAACUUCCGGAGGAAUUCCUGGAAGAACUUCUGAAGCAACGCCUGGACGAACUUCCGAAGCAAUGUAUGGAGCAACUUCCGGAUGGAACGGCCGUUUGGCCGAAUGCUAUUUGGCCGAAAGUUGUUUGGCCGAACGUACCAUUUAGCCGAAUGGGCCAUUUGGCCGAAAUGAUCAUUUGGCCAAAUAGCCAUUUGGCUGAAAAGGUCAUUUGACCGAAUAGGUUAUUUAACCGAAUCAGAGAUCUCACUUCUCACUCCUCAUUUCUCACUUCUCACUGUGAAAAAGGAGAAGUGAAUAGUGUGACGUCUCACUUCUUACUUCGCACUACUUACUUUUCACAGUGCGAAGUGGGAAAUAAGUAGAUAAUGAGAAGUGCGACGUCUCACUUUUCACUUUCGGCCAAAUGACCUAUUCGGCUGAAUGACCAAUUCAGGAAAAUAGGCCAAUUCUGCCAAAUAACCUGUUCGGCUGAAAGGCCUGCUAGGCUAAAUGACAUGACCUAUUCAGCCAAAUGAUCUGUUCGGCCAAAUAGCCUAUUCGGCCAAAUUUCCUUUUCGGCCAAAUGUCCUAUUCGGUUAAAUAACCUUUUCGGCCAAAUGUCCUAUUCGGCCAAACAACCUUUUCGGCCAAACUACCUGUUCGGCCGGAUGACCCCUUCGGCCAAAUGGCUUUCGGCCGAAUGGGUUUUGGCUAAACGACCCUUCCCUCUUCCAAAGGUAGGGAACUUCCGAAGGAAUUCCUGGGAGAACCCCUAAAGAUAUUCCUAGAGAAUCUUAAGGAGGAACUACUGGAAGAACUUCCGGAGGAAUUCCGGGUGGAACUUGCAAAAGAAUUCCUAGAGGAGCUCCCGAAGAAUCUAUUGAAGAAUUUACCGGAAAAACUCCUUGAGAAACUUCCGGAGCAAUUCCGAUAGGAACUUCCGCAAGAUUUCCUGGGAAAGCUUGCGGAGAAAUUCCUGGGGCAAUUUGCGGAGAAAUUCGUGAAAGAACUUCCGGAGGAAUUCCUGGAGGAACUUCUGGAGGAAUUUUUGAGGGAACUUCUGGAGUAGUUCCAGGAGGAGCUUCUGGAUAAAUUCCUAGAGGAACUUCUGGGGGAACUGGCGGAUGAGUUCCUGGAAAACUAGUGGAGGAAUUACUGGAGGGACUUUCGAAGAAAUUCCUGGAAGAGUUUCCAAAUAAAUUCGUAGGGAGCUUGCGAAGAUAUUCCUGGGGGAUUUCAAGGAGGAAUUCUUGAAAAAAUGUUUCUUGGUAGCUUAUCCAUUUUCCGUUCGUUUUGUAUUUUAGUACAAAACGUACCACACGGAUUACAAAACGCAACCCAAACGCAAACGCAACGUAUCCAACGUAUCCUUACGUAUCCUUAAGUCCAAGGUACUUCACGUUCGUGCUUACUCAUUAUAUCUAGACCAACAUUUGAAAAGGGCGUAACAGCCAAAAUUUAUUCCUUCUGAUUCUUCGUCCACAUAUAUAGCUUUAAAUGUUGGCUGUUACGCCCUUUUCAAAUGUUGAUCUAGAUAUAGCUGUAUUAAAUAAAUAUUUGAAACUGAUCGAAAAACUUUAACUUCACUGUCGCCUUGACGAACAAAGCUUCGCCUACUGACAUUGAUACGAACAUGCAUCUACUUAGGGGUCGUACACUAAUUACGUAAGCACUUAUGGGGGGAGGGGGGUCUGCCAUAUUCUUACGUUCCAUAUAAAUAAAAAAAUAUUUGUAUGGGAAAAAUCUUACAUAGGGGGAGGGGGAGUUGAAAAACUGUGUUUUGCACACCAAAUUCGUCUAAAAUCAGAAAUAGCUGAGAACACAUGCCAAUCUUUUUAAAGCUGUUCUUUCGUUUUCGUGAUUCACGGCAGUACAGCAGCACAAGUUCCACGCUGGGAAUGAAAAAAAAAUCAGAUGUUUAUUAAACUCGCAAUGGCAGCCCUUGUUUUCUUGAUCCAUACACCUACAUAUAAUGUACCUAUAUGUAAAAGGGAGUUUAUCCGCACUUUUUAAGUUUAUGUAUCUUGAAUGUUAAUUCACGGGUUCAUGAUUGACAAGAUAAAAAAAUGUGAUUUUACUACUUCAUUUUUAAAAGAAAAACAUUAGAAAGAAUCCGAUCUGGGUAGCUCAGUACUUGUUUUCUUGCCUUUCUCCCAGGAACAAUUUAGGUAUAAGAAAGUGGACCUUGAUAGUCACGGUUGACCUUUUUCGUAUCGAUAUUUACUAAACAAGGUGUUUUUCUCUACAAUUUUGAUGGAAAAAAAAGUCACGAGCAAAAAGGUAACAGAUAUGAGCUUUUUUUAUGCCUCCAAUGUUCGCCAUUUUCCAUCAACAAUUCUGAUCAAAAAUAUGCCAACUUUGAUUUGUAUGACACCAACUCAUGAUUUUCUACCAACGGUUUUGGCCAAAAUCUUAAACCCCAAAUAAAAAUCCUUUUUCUCUUUUCAUCCAGAAAAUAUAGAAUGAGUUAUCCGACAGAAAUCGUUUAUCACUUAUUCUUGGCGUUGUCCUUGUCCUUUUUCGAGCUUUCUUUUCGUUAUAUAAACGUUAGCAUUUGGGUUCAUGAUUGACCCCUCAGUUCAUUUGUGCUUUUUUUUCACAUAAAUUUGGAUAGAAAGAAUAGUCCGAAUCAGGCCCGUUCAGUACUUGUUUUUUUACCCAGGAAAAAUUUCGGCAUAAGAAAGUUGUCCUCGAAAGUCUCUGAUCUCUUUCGCAUCGCCUGUUCAAUAAAACAACGUGGACUUUACUCUUGACACCUCACACUGACGCCAUUUGGAGACCACAUGUUUCCCCACUGCUACUGUAAAGUUGGAAGGAUCUCCAUGUUCAUAUCUUAGGGUUUAUCAUAUUGACUUUGAUGAUUAAACAAUUGAUAAAGAUCGUUCAACAUGGUCGAGGGAUUAGACAAGACCCCGUAACUCUGCAUGAUAAAGCCUCGUAUUAUGCCUACAUGAGGUUUUGUCCUUUGUGUCUCCAAGCACUACGAACACCCAACCGGCGAUUGUUGGAUUUUCUAACAAUUCUGUAUAAGAACCUACCAAAGCCUGUAUAAGGACUGAUAAUAUACGAAAAUGCUAGAUUCUUAUACAAAUAUUGUAUGAGACCUUACAAUUUUGCAAGCUUUUCUUACAUUACAAUAAUUAUUUGUGAGCUUGCAUUUUUUGUAUAAGAAUCUAACAAUUUCGCAUGUAUGCCCAGUUCUUAUACAGGUUUUGAUAAGUUCUAAUACAAAAUUGUUAGAAAAUCUAACAGUCGCUGGUUGGGUGCAUAUUCUUGUAAUGAAGGCGGGUGAAAGUCUUUUUCGUAGUCCAUGAAAUCAAAUAAAGAAACACUGAGAAUUUAUUGACCUGCUUCAGAAUGAUAUAAAGCGUGCUAAUUUGCAUUAGAUGAGCGGACGUCAUGAGGCCAGGUUUGAGCAUCUUGGCCAAUAUUCAUUCUUAUCUCUGGUGCUUUGUCCGCCUUCUUGCUUUGGAUGGCUAUUUGCAUCUCUCGCAAUGAUGGAGUUUCAGUUUUGAUACGUGUGCUGCGAAUCCUAGGACCCUAGGCGGAACAUGCCGACUUGGUUGUGGCUGGCACUUGGAGAAGAGGAAGUGAAUUUGCUAUUUGUUAGAAAGUGAAAUAUUUCUCAUAUUCAUCCAGACAUCAACCAGACUGAUGAGGCAUCAUCAAAGAAGAUAUCUGGCGGAGUAGACACAUAUUUGAAGUUCAUUUGUACUGAAAUCUUUACUCUAGGUUUAUGCGCAAUUUCUGAUACAAAUUUGUAGACCUUUAUCAUGAACCUUUUUGGCCAUCAACGACUCAUAAAUAAGAAAUAUAUCUUCUAAAAUAUUAUCUCAAUCAAAUUCGUAUGACGUGUAAGCAGAUCACAAUGCUUGAUAUUAGAUCGAUCCUGUCGAACCUAGUCCAUUAUUAAGACACUCGUGAGAAAAUAAAGGAGGACUCUCAAUGUCCUGUCCUGUAUUAAUUGUUUUUUUUUCGAAACGAAAUCAAUUGUGUUCAAUGCAAAACAAAGAUAACUACUAAUAAAAAAACUUUCGAAUCUAAAUUAUUUUCCUUUGAAAUAAUACAAAGUGUGUACCGUCAUCGGGUAUAAAUGAUAUCUAAUACAGUUUAGUUACUUGUUCCAAAUUCUGUUGCUCUUUAAGAUAAUCUAAAUUUUUGGAACAGUAAGCCAAUAACAACACCGUUGACAAUACUCUAUUGAAAGACAAAAGCAUGGAAAAUGGAAUUUCAACUGGUAAUCUAUUGCAGUGAUCUGUCUUAUCCUCCCUACUUCUAUCUGUAUAAAGAAGUACUGGAAUGUAAAUAAGGUUCCGUAUGUCCCGUUUCCCGAGCAACCGGAAAUAGCUAUUAAAUAACAAAUUAUAAUCAAAAUAAAAAAGAUUCGAUAUGGCCUUCGUAAAUCUAUAAAUCUCUACCCUUGAGGUUUGAGAUAUACAGAAUUGUAGUUCUUCGUACUUCGAGUUAUUUUGAUAAAAAAAAAACUUAUCAUUUCAAAAUAGUUUUUCUAAGCCUAUAGCUCUUAUAUUGCAAAUUGUUAUCAAAACUACAUUUGAGCCAAAUUCCAAUAUAAUAAUCUAGAUCUAACUAGCUUCCAAAUGCCAAUAUCGACAGAAUAUACCAACACCUACAGACAGGAUGACGGAUAACUAAAACGAAGCCUAAUUUCAUAGUGAGAUGGUGGAAUGCAGUGAAUCGAAAAAAAUAAAACCCAUAAAACAAACAAAAUAUGUGAUUCGUUUGUGAUGUAAUUUGUGCCAAAAAUCUCUUUUUUAUAACAUACAAACAAACAUACAUACAACCGCACAAGUGUAGAAGAAAAAAGCUGAAGAUAAUCUUUGAUGGGGCAGUCACUAGCUUUCUCUGAAGCCUUAAAUGCUAUAUUUGUAAAUGCGAGAAAAAGCAUGUUAGAAUAAAAUUUAAUUACAAAACAACACUAAAUACGAUAAAGGUACCAAUAGCGGGGGUAUGAGUAGAUCAUCAAACAUAAUAACUCUUUGAAAUUGUUGUCCAUUAUUUUGUUAUAUCCCUUUUGAAGAGUUAUUAACCUCACCUGAAUGAUUCAGUCUUUUUUAAAUGAUUGCAUUAAAUCGCUUGAACCAUCUUCCAGUUGAGAUUUAUGACUGUUAUUCGGCCAUUUUGAUUCAAACGCAUGUUUAUUAUUUGCUCGACAAAAUUUGUCGAGCAAAAAUAUCACUAUGACUGACUGACUUUGUUUUAUUAAUGUCCUUAUUAUAUCAUUAUUGUUAUUGUUUUUUUGGAAAUCAAACUUUUUAAAACAUGACCAAACGCUUCUGCCUUAUAAGCAGGGGUUCAUGCGUUCAAUAUCAGGCUCGUCUCUUUCCUACGCUGUAUCUCCAUCUAUGGUGAAAUCAUUAUUAUUUACAAAAAGUUCAGUCCAAAUUUGAGUAAAAGGGCAUUCGCUCUGACAUUAAUAGAACAAAACCCGCCAAAAUCGUCAUUUUUCCUAAAUACUUCUAGAAAAUGGCUUUACUUCCACUAUGGGUACUGUCGCAACUACGGUUAUCUAACAUUUGCACGGAUUUGAAAAACAUAAAACAAAAAUCAUAAAACACUCCUACCAAUAUACAUCAUACUGUUAUUUAGUGACUGAUAGUUGAACAUUACGUGCUAUUACAUUGCAUUCAACAAACUAAGUUACUGUGCGGAGGAGCAGAGAACGGAACGGAGAAUUAUGGCCCAGAGUCCUAACCAUGCUGGUGUAGACCGGCGGCAUAUCAGCGAAUGAGAUGUUUAUUUAUAUAUUUUUCGUUUUGAAAAAAGAAACGUUUUGUUGAUCAUAUUGAAAAGUUUAUCGGAGAUUACUAAAUGAAACAUUCUUAGAAUAAUACUAAGAUGCAGCACUUGAAGAAGAAGAAGAACAAUCCGUGGCACUAUAUACGAUUCAUGUUUUGUCAUCGUGAGAAUAAAUGUCUUGAGAAGUA
Molecule: messenger RNA, 11291 nt
Organism: Armigeres subalbatus
Lineage: Eukaryota; Metazoa; Arthropoda; Insecta; Diptera; Culicidae
Product: sestrin homolog
Exons: 7
Coding region: 1585-2985 (466 amino acids)
Biological process (GO): cellular response to L-leucine; cellular response to leucine starvation; positive regulation of macroautophagy
Cellular component (GO): nucleus
Molecular function (GO): oxidoreductase activity, acting on peroxide as acceptor; L-leucine binding
Source: RefSeq, a predicted model, not a curated record